Lactuca sativa (garden lettuce) is the source of this 1255-nucleotide messenger RNA. Its product is annotated as protein TAPETUM DETERMINANT 1. NCBI's taxonomy places the organism in Eukaryota, Viridiplantae, Streptophyta, Magnoliopsida, Asterales, Asteraceae. Gene Ontology annotation, biological process: cell fate determination. The record is from RefSeq and is a predicted model, not a curated record.
AAAAAAACCCACGUCCACUACCAUACGUGAUCUUCAAAACCCUACUCCUCUUUUUCUCUCUCUACACUCAUAUAUAUACAUCAACGUAAAUGCACACUCAUCGGAGCUGAUUAUUUCACAGUAUCAGAGGAGGAUUCAAAGUUCAAUCUCAAUCGCUUCUGUAUCCAUCAAUACAGUCAAAGAUUGGCUCUCGAUUUCCAUCUAAUCCUUCAGAUUUCUGGACUCACGUUUGUAGAUCGAUGAUGAUAGCUACAGUAAACUCCAUGAUCCUCCGAGUGUAACCGAUUCAAAAUCGAUCUCACAAGUUCAGCUCAGAUUUAUCAGAUUCUUCUCGAACAACCGCCGGAUUUUAUCUCCAGUUUCCUUCGUGAAAAACUUGUACGCAUUCUCGUUGACAUUGAUAUCCGUUCUUGGUGGUUAAAAUGAAGACAAACUUAUCGUCAAUGCACAAAAUCGCAUUGGUUACAGCGACAUUUUCAGUAUCACUACUCGUCGUCAUAAUGAUUGCCUUCGUUACAGGCGUAACGCAACAUGGCGAUCUUAUCGUGGAGCCAAUGAACAGUACUAUUUCUGGUCCCCAUCGAAAGCUUCUUGCAAAUUCUUCAGAAACCGGUGAAGUGCUACCAGAGCGAAAUUGGGGAGACAAAUGCUCGAAAUCCGACAUUGUCAUUAACCAGGGGCCCACUUCUCCUCUCCCUCAUGGCAUUCCGAUCUACACGGUGGAGAUAAUGAACAUCUGCGCCACCGGCUGUUCAAUCUCCGACGUCCACCUCUCCUGCGGCUGGUUCAGCUCUGCACGGUUGGUCAACCCCCGCCUUUUCAAGCGACUCGGCUACAAUGACUGCCUUGUGAACGACGGAAAGCCGCUGAUAUCCGGCCGGACGGUGAUGUUUCAGUAUUCCAACACUUUCGCUUAUCAUCUUUCCGUUUCCUCCGUCACCUGCCGGUGACUGAUAAACGCCGACCACCGGCAAGAAUAAAUGAUGAAUCCAGUCUGAAAAAGGAUGUUUUUUUGGGUGAAAUUGCAUUUUAUACCCUUCGAGUUUGAGUUUUUAAUUUUUAUUGCAGAGUGAAGAGGUAUUUAUUUUGUUGGUAUUGCUUUUUAGUUUGUAGUUCAACUCGAAGGGUUGAAAAUGCAAUUUAUUUUAAUUUGUUUCUAACAGUAGUUUUGAGGUUUUUGGAUUUUGAAUGCGAUGAUUAGAGAGAGGUGAAUCAUAGAUUUAGCGAUCAAUAAAUGAGAAGAGAAUUAUUGUUA